Mugil cephalus (flathead mullet) is the source of this 5675-nucleotide messenger RNA. RefSeq names its product galactose-3-O-sulfotransferase 4 (gene gal3st4). Gene Ontology annotation, molecular function: galactosylceramide sulfotransferase activity. Gene Ontology annotation, cellular component: membrane. Gene Ontology annotation, biological process: glycolipid biosynthetic process. The transcript is spliced from 4 exons. The coding region runs from base 342 to 1835 and encodes 497 amino acids. Lineage: Eukaryota; Metazoa; Chordata; Actinopteri; Mugiliformes; Mugilidae. The record is from RefSeq and is a predicted model, not a curated record.
CUGCGUCGCGCUCCCGAUCGGGCCACUGCGCGUCUUGGCCGUCGGCACAAUAGGCAGGGCUCCCCGUGCUCGGAGGGGGUUUGGUUCGGUUCCGUGUGGACUAAAAAAAAGACAAAUAGAGAAGGGAGGGAAAGGAUAGAAGGAGAAGGGAAAGGAAAGGAAGAGGCCGCCGCCACCGCAGAGGCAGAGCCGGGCUCCGCGUCCAUGGACGGGGCCACUCCGUGUCCGUGGCCUGAUGCGUACCGGCGGUAGAUCAGCCACAGCUACAGCCCUCGAGAUGCUCCGUGCUCUCCUCGGCUGCACAGUACAAGCGUCACCGAUACCGACCCGGGGACACAGCUAUGUUUUUCAGACGGGGAGCCAGGAUGCUGCGGUGGCUGGUGUGCGGUCGGUUGGGUCCAGUCUGGAUGUGGAAAGCGCUGCUGCUCUUUGUGGCCAUUGCUUUCGCUGGACAGCUGCUGGGGGUCAUCUUCAACAAGAGCAGUGGCCAACCAGCCACUCACUCCAUCUUCUCGUCCCCUGAUGCCCAGGGACCCUCUCUGGGCCCCUGUCAGCCCCACACCCACAUCAUGUUCCUGAAGACCCACAAGACGGCCAGCAGCACGAUGCUCAACAUCCUCUACCGCUUCGGCGAAGAGCGCAACCUCCGGUUCGCCCUGCCCCUGGGCUACCAGCUGGGCUACCCCCUCCCCUUCAACGCUCACAGGGUGAAGGGCUACCAGGGCCCCAGAGUGGUGGAGUAUAACAUCAUGUGCAAUCACAUGAGGUUUCAUAAGUCGGAGGUGGAGAAAGUGAUGCCUGAAGACACGUUCUACUUCUCUAUUAUCAGGGACCCGGUCGCUCUGGCCGAGUCCUCGUUUGCCUAUUACAAAGAAGUAGCCCCUGCCUUUCGGAAAGCCAAAGUGUUGGGCGACUUUGCGGAUGACCCCAUGAAAUACUACGACCCUCGCCUUCGCAACAACCACUACGCCCGCAACCUGCUGUGGUUUGACUUCGGCAUGGACAACAAUGCUAAUUUCUCCAUGGCUCUUGCUCAGCGCGGCGAGGACGCGAUACGCCAGACCUUCAAGCUGAUCCUGGUGUCGGAGUACUUUGACGAGUCCAUGAUCCUCCUGAGGCAUGCCCUUUGCUGGCCGCUGGACGCUGUGGUCUCAUUCAGCCUCAACGCCCGGCAGCAGAAGUCCAGCAGCACCGGGGGGAUGAGCAGGAGCUGGGUCAGCAAAGCAGCGGCAGCAGCGGGUGUCAGCGUCACGGGUGGGCGUUCUCAAAUGAAGGCGUCACCCAGUCUGUCUCUGACGGACGCCCAACGGGAGAAGCUGCGCCAGUGGAAUGCCUUAGACUGGUACUUAUACAAAGCCUUCAACCGGACCUUCUGGGAAGAAAUCUACAAGUUUGGCCCUGCCCUGAUGCAGGAAGAAGUGGCUCUCCUCAGGAUGCGGCGGGAACACCUGGCUCAGGUUUGUCUCAGGGACGGUGGGAAGCCUGUAGAUGGGUACAGGAUCCGGGACAAGAACAUCAGGCCCUUCCAGAGUGGAUUAGUGAAGAUCGUUGGCUAUGAGCUCCAGCCGGGGCUGGACAACGCCACCAGGACGGCCUGUCUGAGGAUGAUCAGGCCCGAGAUCCAGUACAAAGACCUGCUGGAUGCUCAACAGUUUCCACUUGUUUCCGCAAUGCAAACUCAACAGGGGCACCAGAGCCAGGGGCAGGCUGUAGCAGCCGGUGGCACUUCUUUAGGGCAGGACGCAUCCAGGACAGGAGAGAAAGCGGUGGAGAAGGGAAGCCGGCUAACGAGGAGCAACCAGCCCCUGACGCAAAAGCAAGAGAAGGGAAGAUAGUGUGACCUCUGGGGACCUCUUGUUCUUUGAACAAAUCUGACUAAUGAAAAUUUGCCACUUGCUUGUUUUCCUAAGUAUUCUCUCGGCUUUUGGUGUAAUUCUUGUGAUGUUUUUUUUUUAUCGCUGCCGUAACAUGAUGAAAUAUGGUUUUAUGUUGUUGGGGUUUUUUUUUUUUAAUGAAAAAAAAGAGACAAGAAGAAGACGAAGAAGAACAAAAGUCUGUCAGGGCCUGUGACAGUAGAAACAACACGAAGCAUGUUUUUACUUACUUUUAUGUACAUGGUUUAAAACUUCUCACUAAGGUACGCAUAGUCCUAGUCAGUGACUUUCCAACAAUGAUAUUGGUUGUAUCUUCCAAUCUGAACUAGGAAAUUGUUUCCUUUUUUUUUUGUUUAUCGGUUUACUGGUUUACUUUUUUUUUUUUUUGUGGAAGCCUUACAUGUUGUGAAACCACCUCUAGAACGAUCAACAAUUAGUGGGUAUCCUUAAGACAACCUCCCGCUUAAUUUAAUCUGAAUUUCUUAUAUAGUGGGAAUACGGUACAUGAGAGGGAAAUACUGGGAGUUACACCCAGUACAUUGUAAAACACUGAUUUCCUUUUGGCUCAGCAGUAUUGACUGUUAACACUAAGUUUACUUUGAUGAACGCACUAUUUCUCCUUCGGAAGCUCCCAGUUCAGUAUUUAUCUCCUGUUACAGCCACUGACCAGGACAACUUCUUAAAUAUCCCUUAAUAAUUGAAGAGGGUAAAGCAAUCCAAGGCCUCGGCUACGGUUCAUGGCUGCAGACGGGUUCAUGUCAAAAUUGGGUCAAAUCCCUUUCCUUCCUUCUAGUGUCUGCUGUGUUAGACAGUGUUAAUGUCUCAGAAGGUGCAGCGAUGUCCUAAACUCCCCAGAAUACUCCUCGGGUCACUACAGAUAGACCGAUACUACACUUCCAUCGUGCGGGAAUUGCGCAUAUGCAGAUUAAAUGGAUGAUGUACACCGAUCAGCCAUAACAUUACAACCACUGACAGGUAGGGAUGGAUAUCAUCUUAUACUGGUGACAAAUAGGUACUUUUGAUGCUGGUGCUUAAAGAAUAGAAAACAUACAAACUUUGUCCAAAAACGAUGGCUUUUUGUUUUUAAGGGAUUUUGCGACGUGCAAGUUGGAGUCACUGCUAUCAAACAACAAAAUGAUCGCUGCGUGAGAUUAUGGCGAUGCUAGUUCAUCCUACAUGUAUUAAUUUAUUUAUUUUUAGCACAUUAAUUGACAACAACAAGUUACUGGCAGGGCUGGGACUCUUCUGCUAACUCCGCUGGCGGAAGCAGAUGUUCUUGGCGUGGGGUCAGGCAGGCCAUCAAAGACGGUACAUUUCUUGUCUUUUAAAAAAACUACUAUGUGUCGUCAGAUGUUUAAGCUAAUGCCAGGUGUUAGCUCCCCUUGUUGCAGGUUGCUCAGUGUGCAUCUUGUGACCUUUUGGCAUUUUGAUGGUUUCCAUCCAUGCAGGUGAAAAACUGGAUGUCACAUCACGUGUAGAGUCGGCACCGCAAUAGAGCUCAGUCUGGUUGCUACCGUUAGCAUUAGCACUGGUGUCAUUAUGUUACCGGUAUCCAUCCCCACUGACAGGAGAAGUAAAUUACACUUAAACUAUCUUGUGACAAUUCAACAUUCUGCUGGGAAACUUUUUGGACCUGACAUUCAUUGGCGUGGAUGUUACUUAGGGCACACUCACACAAGAUGAUCACUCUGUGGCCAAGCACGUUUUCCCCCUGUAGUCCGGAUUCUAUGACUAGCGCGAGGGCAAGCAUACCGACUGUGCCUGGGUACAGUUGGAAGAGGUGGACUUUGGCAUGGAACGCCCUUAAGUACACUAUGCGUGAAACGUGACCGUGACGUAUAAAGCAAGGGACCAUCCCUGCAUCACAACAACAAUGGUAGUGACACAACGAUUAGGGUUAGGGUUAAACUUUGUGAUGAUGUCAUGCCAUGCGUAUGUCCUGUAUCAACCUGAUGAUGUAGGUACGUCACGGGACAACUGGCCCUAGUGUGAUUGCACCCCCCACCCCAUAGCAAUGACUCUCCUUGAUAGCCACAAAAACGCUUUAGGAACAACUCGUGAAGAACAUCACAAGGUGUUGACCUGGCCUCCAAAUUCACUAGAUCCCAAACUGAUCAAGUAUCUGUGAGAUGAUCCACCAUAGAGGACCCUCUCCUCAACCCAUAGGACCCAAAGACGUUCUUUGGUGUCCAUGUCAGAUUGACCUACUUUCUAGAUAUGUUACCAACAGCUCUUUCUUCUACACUUACAGUGUUAAUUGCCAAGGUUUAUGGGAGUUGUCACCACUCAACCCCCACACUUCCCUACAUCUUUUGUUCUAGUCUUCGGUUACCUGUCAAAUUGCGGUGGAUGAUGCCCUGUGGUUUACGUGAGUGGAAUUGGGGCGUUUUCUCUUGCUUAUUGAAAUGGGCGCAAUGUGAGCAAACAGUUCAUGGCAAACACUGAAGUGGGUGUCAAUGGUAUCGGCUGUUGGCAAACAUGUCACAUGUCCUGCUGAUUGGAGCAAGCAACGACACGAGAGAGAAAAAAAAAAUCAAACAUUCAAACGUCAAUACUUUCGGAGCAAAUCAAAAUCGUUAUACUUAAAGUCGCAUUCAAAUCUUUGGUUAUUUUUCUAACACAACGUAUCACGUCACGGAUAAUAAGCAAAUGUGACUCAUCGUUUUUAAGCUGCAAAUCUUUAGGUACAAAGGCGGCUUCGGAAACAUAAGAGCUAAGACAUAUUUGCAUAAAACACAGUCACGCUGUGGUUAAAUCGAAAUUUGCUUCUUGGAACUGUUGAAACGGCAGACACACUGAACGUUGUGAAGUUGACUCUUGUCCAGAGGAUUUGGACCGUUCCUUUACUAGCAUUAACAGAUGUCUUUACAGAUGCAUUGCAGUGGUACUUAAGCAGUAUUUGAGGACUGACAUGUCACGGUAUUAUGGACAUCUUCUCUUUCCGCACACUUAGGGUUAAGGUUAAGCCUUAGGGUUAGGGUUAGGGUUAGUUUGCUGCAACAACCCACUGCACUCCUGACUUGUCUUCUAGGAGGCGUCCAUGCUGUUAUUGUCACCUGAUCAGUUACUAGACAACCAGCCUGUAAAACCCCUAUUUUCCACACAUAACAAACCCAAGUGUUUGCAGACACAUACUCUCACUUGUACUUUCGUACUGUUUACACUCACAUAAAUCUGCUCGUAUGUGCUUCCUGACGCGGUCUGACUGGUUCUUCUCCUUCGCAAGAUCUGAGGUCAAGUUCCUCUACGAGAGCAACUAGAAUAAAUGUAAUAAAUGCUACAAUAAAUGGUUUGAUAUGUGAUCACACAUGAAAAACCAGGGCUCUGCCACAUAGUAAGGUGCAGUCUUGGAGGUGUGUAACUAGGCUGCUAUCCAACGCAAACUUCAGACUUUCUUUGCAAUUGAUCCUCGUCACUGCCUCUACCCGAAAGUCAUCUUCAAAUAUACAGCUGGCUCCAUGUGUGUUUGUUCCGUCUUAGCUGUAAUAAAAAUGGGAAUAAAGGGUCCGGCUAUGAGCUUUACAGUUUUUUUUCCUCAUUUAGUAAAAUUUUAACUAUGCAUCAGAUCUGAAAACUUGAAGCUCACGCAUCGGCAAACACAGACCAGCCCCGUGGCUCUCGCACAGGUUGACAUCAUUCAGUAAAUAAAUACACUCGGGAGUAAUCGGGAUCAGUGUAAAAAAAGUAAAAUGGAGUAAAAUAGAGUGGUGUGUUUCACUGCAUCUUGCAUUUUUUUCUCUGUUAAGCGGAAUACAUUUUCUUUUCUGUUUGCAAAUAAAAAAAUAAAGUUUUAUUUUGGUA